Cladophialophora immunda is the source of this 2187-nucleotide messenger RNA. RefSeq lists its product as uncharacterized. Gene Ontology annotation, cellular component: cytoplasmic stress granule; nucleus. NCBI's taxonomy places the organism in Eukaryota, Fungi, Ascomycota, Eurotiomycetes, Chaetothyriales, Herpotrichiellaceae. Gene Ontology annotation, biological process: poly(A)+ mRNA export from nucleus. Gene Ontology annotation, molecular function: RNA binding; RNA helicase activity; ATP binding. The record is from RefSeq and is a predicted model, not a curated record. The coding region runs from base 315 to 1847 and encodes 510 amino acids. The transcript is spliced from 4 exons.
GGGAUCUGGUCCCCUGGUCACCAAUUUUCCAUUCCAUCAGCGCAGCCUGAAUCUUUUGAUUCACAGCACUUGGCUUAGCUGCCUGACCUCUAUUCACUAUUUCUACCCAGUGCGGUUGGAACCCGCAGGAACUAGAUAAAGGCAGCGGUUUUUCCACCUGUAUUUUUAGCCAGCGAAUCCUUUGUUCACUUCCAUUUGGGUUCACCUUCACCUUCACCCUCGACCGAGUUCUCCCUUUCCACUCUGAAGCAACCCUCGACGCAUCAAAGAAUUCACCUCAAUAGGAGUGCGCCCGUCCUCCUCAACUUACUGCCAUGUCUGAAACACCAUCUGGAAGCGGGUCUCUGGAAGACCGCAUCACCAAGCCAGAGUCCACCUCAUGGGCCGAUGAAGUAGCCUCUCCCGCAACCGAGAACCCACCACCAAUUGCAAACAUGGGAGCAAAAGAGCCGGAGCCAGCAUCACAGAAUAACGGGCAAGUCGAUGGAGCUACAGAACCUUUCGGGGGAUCGCAGUUGGAAGAACCCGACUUUGAGGUGGAGGUCAAAUUGGCCGACAUGCAGGCAGAUCCUAACAACCCCCUCUAUUCGGCCACUUCGUUUGAGCAACUAGGGCUCAACGAAAACAUCCUCAAAGGCGUCGUGAGCAUGAACUUCCGAAAACCGUCAAAAGUCCAAGAGAAGACCCUCCCGCUCCUCCUGAUGAACCCUCCUCAGAAUUUGAUCGGUCAAUCUCAAUCUGGGACUGGCAAGACAGCCGCUUUCGUGUUGAACAUUCUACAUCGUCUCGAUCUUAGCAACGAACAAAUGCGCAAGACUCCACAGGCACUGGUUUUGGCUCCCAGUAGAGAGCUGGCUCGUCAGAUCGAAGGCGUUGUCAAGGUCAUGGGGUCUUUCGUGGAAGGUCUGAUUGUGGCCGCUGCCAUUCCUCAAGAUGCUGCAAGCCGCUCGCGGAAAAUCGAAGCCUCAGUGGUCGUUGGAACUCCUGGCACGGUCAUGGACAUGAUUCGCAAGCGAUCCAUGGAUGUCAGAUCAGUCAAAGUGUUGGUGCUCGAUGAGGCCGAUAACAUGCUGGAUCAACAAGGUCUAGGUGACCAGUGCAUUCGUGUCAAGUCGAUGCUACCCAAAACCAUUCAAAUCGUCUUGUUCUCCGCCACUUUCCCAGAAAACGUCGUCCUAUAUGCCGAAGCGUUUGCUCCAGGCGCCAAUCAGUUAACUCUUCAACACAAGGAUUUGACAGUCGAAGGUAUCAAACAGAUCUACCUGGACUGCGACAGCGAUGAAGCCAAGUACGAAGUCUUGGUCAAAUUCUACGGUCUCAUGACGAUUGGCUCAUCCAUUAUCUUUGUCAAGACUCGAGAAACUGCACACAACAUCGAACGAAAAAUGUCCGCCGAGGGCCACAAGGUGGUGUCACUGACUGGAGGCAUUGAAGGAGCCCAGCGCGACGUCAUCAUCGACGCAUUCCGCAUGGGUCAUGCCAAAGUUCUGAUCACGACCAACGUCCUCGCUCGUGGUAUCGACGUCCAAUCCGUGUCAAUGGUUGUCAACUACGAUGUUCCGGACAGAUUUGUCGGUGGCGGCCGAUACGUCGCAGACCCGCAAACUUAUCUUCAUCGUAUCGGCCGAACUGGCCGAUUCGGACGUGUGGGUGUGGCUGUGACGUUCGUCAGCAGCCGGGGUGACUGGGAGAAGUUGAUGGAAAUCCAAAAAUACUUCAACACGCAUAUGACCAAGGUCUCGACGGAUGACUGGGACGAGUUGGAGGAGCAGGUCUCGAGAAUUAUCAAGAGUUCAAGAGCGGGUUCGAAUUUUACGGAUGGUGCGAACAUGGGCAUGCAAACAUGAAAAGGGAUGCUGCCAUGAUGUUCAGCCGCUCUAAACCAGGAGUGUUUCUGAAGAAAAUACUCACGCCGGGAUGAAUGAUGAACGACUUGUUGGUGGAGGUAUGAGUACAAGGGAGCAAAGUGCAAGAAUCUGCUUCGAGAUUUGCCUUUGUCGAUGUGAGCGGAAAGAUUGUGAGGACAUUCAGAACGAGCAUAUGCAAUUUGCUCAGUGCUACGGGAGGGGAAUAGAAAUAGGACUGUUAGUCGACAUCAAGAUACCCACAAACGAAACUUCGGUACAGAAGAAAAAUGAUGAUAUGCGGAUCACGCAAAAUGAGCACUCGGAAUACGUACUAUUCUUU